CCUGGGUGCUGUGUGUAGAUGUGUGCACAAGAGAGAGUGGCUGAGCUGGGGAGGGCUGCUGCUGCUGCCUUGGAUAUAAUAUCAUCUACCUGCCCCUGUCACUCUGACACUUACUGACUGACACUGCCAUCGCCUUAGCGUGUCAGACAGGAGACUUGGUUCCUAUGGUUAUUCAUUAUUAUUAGGAAUAUUAUUAUUAUAGGGUCGAUUUUUUCCCUUUUUUAUCGUCUUUUUUCCCUCUUCCUGCUGCCUUCACGCCACAAAGAAAACCCCGUGAGCCUCUGUGUAUAUUUUCCUUGAGACUUUAGCUAAGGCUGGCUGGACUUGCACAUUAGACUUCUUAGGACUCUUUCAGUAGAAAGGGUAACAAGUUGCUUCUUGAACGCCGUCCACCGCUGCUGCUUUUCUGUCUCCCACUGGACCAGGGAGUUGAGCCUGCGCCUUCUGCAACGCUGCGCCUUGGAGAGGGGGUGCAGUGUGUAUAUAUCUAUAUAUACAUCGCUAUACAUAUAUAUAUAUACAUAGAGACACAGAGAGAGAGAGAACUAUUUGGCUUUCUUUUGCCGAUGAACUUCAUGAAAGAUCCGUUAAGCCUGGAGCGCCUGGGAGCCGGGAAUAAGCUGUGCUCCACUUCACCUUCCUCCUCCUCCUCUUCAUCCUCUUGCCAUCAUCACCAGUCGGCACUGGUCAUGGCUUCAGCUGUAGCGCCGGGGCAGUCUCGCUCUUCCCUGGACUCCUCCAAACACCGGCUGGAGGUGCACACCAUUUCGGACACCUCCAGCCCCGAGACCGCAGAGAAAGAGAAAAACCAGCAGAGUAAAAAUGAGGAUGCCGGAGUUGACGAUCCCUCCAAGAAAAAGAGGCAACGGCGGCAGAGGACUCAUUUCACCAGCCAGCAGCUGCAAGAACUAGAGGCCACUUUCCAGAGGAAUCGCUACCCGGACAUGUCCACCCGAGAAGAGAUCGCCGUCUGGACCAACCUCACCGAAGCCAGAGUCAGGGUUUGGUUCAAGAACCGCAGAGCCAAAUGGAGAAAGAGAGAAAGAAACCAGCAGGCUGAGCUUUGCAAAAAUGGCUUUGGUCCACAGUUUAACGGUCUAAUGCAGCCCUACGAUGAUAUGUACCCCGGCUAUUCUUACAACAACUGGGCAGCCAAAGGCCUGACCUCUGCCUCCCUUUCCACCAAAAGCUUUCCUUUCUUCAACUCUAUGAAUGUCAACCCUCUGUCUUCUCAGAGCAUGUUCUCCCCUCCAAAUUCCAUUUCAUCCAUGAGUAUGUCUUCAAGCAUGGUGCCCUCUGCAGUCACUGGGGUCCCUGGUUCCAGCCUCAACAGCCUGAAUAACUUGAACAACUUGAGCAAUCCCUCUCUGAAUUCUGCAGUGCCAACGCCAGCCUGUCCUUAUGCUCCUCCAACACCUCCUUAUGUUUAUAGGGACACAUGUAACUCUAGCUUGGCUAGUCUGAGACUUAAAGCCAAGCAGCACUCCAGCUUUGGAUACGCCAGUGUUCAGAACCCAGCUUCCAACCUGAGCGCAUGCCAAUACGCUGUGGACAGACCCGUGUGAGAUAUUAAAGUAUAAAAUACUGAAUGGGAAUCCCUCCCCCUUCCCACAAAGACUGAGAAUUAUACUAGAAAGUAAUGGGCACUAUAGAGAAAGAGAACGAAAGAACGAAAGAACGAAA
Messenger RNA from Trachemys scripta elegans, 1683 nucleotides. RefSeq names its product paired like homeodomain 2 (gene PITX2). The transcript has 3 exons. Gene Ontology annotation, molecular function: RNA polymerase II cis-regulatory region sequence-specific DNA binding; DNA-binding transcription factor activity, RNA polymerase II-specific. The record is from RefSeq and is a predicted model, not a curated record. Lineage: Eukaryota; Metazoa; Chordata; Testudines; Emydidae. Bases 567 to 1565 code for a protein of 332 amino acids. Gene Ontology annotation, cellular component: nucleus. Gene Ontology annotation, biological process: regulation of transcription by RNA polymerase II; anatomical structure morphogenesis.